Tricharina praecox is the source of this 1776-nucleotide messenger RNA. RefSeq lists its product as uncharacterized. The transcript has 3 exons. Gene Ontology annotation, molecular function: protein binding. NCBI's taxonomy places the organism in Eukaryota, Fungi, Ascomycota, Pezizomycetes, Pezizales, Pyronemataceae. The coding region runs from base 156 to 1502 and encodes 448 amino acids. The record is from RefSeq and is a predicted model, not a curated record.
CUGAAGUGCUCAACUGAACCCUUCGAGUCUCUUUGAACUUCAUACCCCUCCCCGUGCAAAUAACCAGUGUCGACACAUCUCGAAAGCUCUUUAGUACAGGCUGGUCCAGCAGAAUUAUCAACAAAUACCCAAUUGCCAGCUGCUACUCGCCCGCAAUGGAUAUCCGCCAGCUGUUGUCAGACGAUCAGCCACAUCCUCGGACAGUCGGUGGCCAAGCAUCCAAUGCAUCAAACGGAUCUGCUCAAGCAGUUGGCGGCGAGGCAUCCAAUGCUCAGAACGGAGCUGCAAACUCAUCACCACUCCUCGCACUGCCCAAUGAGAUCCUACUUGAGAUACUAUCCUCGGUAUCCCACUACGACCUCGCCCGCCUCUCACAGGUCAACACCAAACUCCAGGACUUCUGCUCCACUCCAUCCCUCUGGGCACCAUUCCUGCACUCAUUCCGCCUUCCCCCGUCGUACCCAUACCGGGCCCUCGUAGCCUCACUGCACGAGCACCUAUGGCUGCGUCCGCGGCUCUGGUGGUCGGACCAAAACUGCAGCGGCCACCUCGUCACAACCUUCUUCGAGCUCGAAACCGAGACGAUAACACUGCACACGAUCCUAGCGCCGCGCUUCCCCCCCAACGUGAAGAAAUGGUCUCGCGACCCGUCAGUCCCAGUCUCCUCGCCAGCAACACGGGUGAGCCGCUGGCCCGCCUCCCUCCUCUCCGUCAACUCGCAUUCCAAACCCGACCCGCGCACCGGCGAAAUCGUCGAAUUCAUCCCGGACAGUCCCAUAGCCGUGAGCCUCUUCCGGGUGCUCGCCAUCCCAGCGGGCCCACCUUCCAGCAGCAGCAAAUUCCUCUGGCCGCCGUCUUCCGUGCCAGCUACCGUCGACCGCUGCGCCAACAGCGAGAGCUUCGACGCGGGUACGUACCGAGCGCCGUACCCCUCUUUUGCCAGCGCGGACCUAUUCCGGUUCCGCCGCGAGCUGCGCCACGGCACCACGCAAAUGCGCGGCGAGAUCGAGACGCUCUCCGCAAUCCCGGCGUCAUGGUACACACCCACCCGCGCGCGCCCGCUCCGCGGCAUCUUCAUCGCCGACAUCCCAGACUACGGGUACCAGAUGCUCCUGUUCCUGCAACCGACAACGGCCACCAUAGACGCCGUAAAGCUCACCGGUGACACCGACCUCCCCCGUGGGAAAGUACUCUUCACCGUCAGGGAUCUGGAAAACAUAGUCAGGGUUGCGGACGAUAGCGAGUGGCCCGGUGCCAGAGUCGUCCCUGCUGGCGUAAGGAUUGGCGGCCGCAGACAUGGGCUUUCAGCGGCAAACGUGGCAAACAUAGCAAGAAAUGGUAACUGGGAGUAUGCGGAGCUGUUCCUGGUCAGUAACGAUAAGGUCGCCCUCCACUGGAUGGGCGGCAGAGAGGGCGACAGGAUCGCUACGUUCGAGAGAAUCGAUGUGGACACGUUCGUCUAUGGUGGCGGGGUGCAGGUUUUCGGGGGUGAGAGUUGGUAGGCGGCAGGUCAACAUCGUCAAGGAACAACGGGAGGCGAGAUGCGUUUUCUUUUUGCUUGUUUAAUCAUGACCGGGAGUUGCGGUUUAGUCAUGAUAUAUCGUUCGGUUGAGGCGGGUGAUGGGCUGUGAUGGGCCAUGAUGGACAGUAAAUGCGACGAGCUUUUUUCUUUUUUCUUCUUUUUUUCUUUUUAUGGGAGACGGGGCAGCUAUGGUAGCUCGGUAUGGGAUGAUGUACUCUAAAUAUGGUUUAUGAGCAACCAAUAACGACAUCGAG